AUGACGAGGCCCAAGCGUCUUAAGGUUGCCGUAGCCGGCCUGGGGCGUAUGGGCAAGCGCCAUGCCCUUAAUUUUCUGUCAGUUCAACGCGCUGAGCUCGUGGCCGCGUUCUCUCCUGAUGCUGGUGAGCGGGCCUGGGCCGAAGAAAACCUGGUGCCGUGGGGAGCGCAGAUAUACUCCAGCUACGAGGAGAUGAUCCAGCAUCCCGGACUCGAAGCCGUGUGUAUCGCCACCAUCACGGCAGCGCAUGCCGAGGAAUCCAUCAAGGCCAUCGAAAAGGGCUUGCACGUGUUGUGCGAAAAGCCCCUGAGCACGACCGUAGAAGUGAGUCAGAUGGUCGUGGAUGCGGCUGCAAAGCGACCGGAUCUCAAAGUGAUGUGUGGCUUCUCGCGUAGAUUUGACGAGAGCUACCGCAACGCCUACGCUCAUGUCGAAAACGGGAACAUUGGCACGCCAUGCGUCUUCAAAUCCAGCACGCAAGAUAAGCACGACCCGACCGGAUUCUUUGUCCAGUACGCGAAGAACAGCGGCGGCAUCUUCGUUGACUGCAACGUGCACGAUAUCGACCUUGCGUUCUGGUUUCUGGGUGAGGACCUCAUUCCCAAGAGCGUGACGGCAUAUGGCAUUACUGCCAUUGAGCCCGAGCUCCGAAAGUUCGGCGACGUCGACAAUGCCUUGGGGAUGGUCGAGUUCUACGGCGGCAAGAUGGCCAUGUUUGGAUCGUCUCGAAUGAUGGCUGCCGGUCAACACGACGAGACGUGCGUGCUGGGAACGAAGGGCCAAGUCACCAUCAACACAAACCCGAACCAGAACCUUGUUGAGUUCCAUGCUAGCGACGGAAUAAGGAGAGAAAUCCCGCAGACCUACUGGGAUCGCUUCCGAGAGGCCUUCCGCACAGAGGCUGAAGAGUUCGUAGACUGCUGUUUGACUGGCAAGGAACUGCCCUUCAAAAUCAAUGGUGCUUUGAAGGCGGUUAUGAUUGGGAACGCGUUGCAAGAGAGCUUGAGAACAGGCAGGAUGAUUAGAUUUGACGAGAAUGGUAGGAGAAUCGAGGAACUCAAUUAA
Molecule: messenger RNA, 1065 nt
Organism: Verruconis gallopava
Lineage: Eukaryota; Fungi; Ascomycota; Dothideomycetes; Venturiales; Sympoventuriaceae
Exons: 2
Coding region: 1-1065 (354 amino acids)
Biological process (GO): NADPH regeneration
Cellular component (GO): cytoplasm
Molecular function (GO): oxidoreductase activity; nucleotide binding
Source: RefSeq, a predicted model, not a curated record